Molecule: messenger RNA, 5422 nt
Organism: Cydia splendana
Lineage: Eukaryota; Metazoa; Arthropoda; Insecta; Lepidoptera; Tortricidae
Product: serine/threonine-protein kinase PRP4 homolog
Exons: 6
Coding region: 218-5158 (1646 amino acids)
Biological process (GO): protein phosphorylation; intracellular signal transduction
Cellular component (GO): nucleus; cytoplasm
Molecular function (GO): protein serine/threonine kinase activity; ATP binding
Source: RefSeq, a predicted model, not a curated record
UAUGACAAUAUCCAAUUCAAGCGUAUUAUUUACGAAAUGUGCUAAUUUAAGUCAAAAGUUCAGCAUUUCCUAUCAGACUUUGCGAAACUGUUUUUUCUGCUGACAGAACGAAUUUGUUUACCUACCUUCUUUGAUUUUAUUGCACUUUCGAACAUCGAGUAACAAAUGAACGAGCGGGUCUUGCAAACGUGACUUUUUAUUUCCAUUUCUGUGUAAAAUGUCGAAGAAGCCUUACGUUACCCAGGAGGACAGUCCAAAUCUUGUGAUUGUCCCUAUUGAUAACAUCGAUACGCUCUACGAACCCCCACCUAAGAAAGUCAAAGAAAGUGAUGCUCCUUUGCCUGCUCCUACUCCAAGCAUUAAUAGUCAUACUAGUGUUUUUGCAAGAAAAUCUGGUGCAAAACUGAAUUUCAGUGGCAGAAAUAAUGAUGUCCUGAUUGAUGUACGCAAAGUUCAAAGGUCACCAACAAGUUGGGCAACUAAUUAUCUUCAGAGUAUUGGUGGGACUUCAACAAAGUUUGACAGAAUUUAUUGCUUGGCGUCAAAACCAACGUCCCAUCUCACACAUACGGAAACCAUACCAGGAAACAGAGAAACUACUUUACCAAAUACUCUUAUUCAACAUCAAACUAACACACAAUCAGAUCAGAUAAUAAUGGAGAAAAAAAAUUCUCAACCAAAGAUUAACAUCAAUCUUAUAAAACCUAAACCUGUACCUCAACCCACCAUAGCCAAAGAAACUGGUAAGCCAAAUUGUAACACCAACAAUAAUAUAUCAACAAGUACUACAGAUGUACGAAAAGAACCGUCUUUGCCAAAAAAUUACAAGAUACCCAUGCAAUCAAAAUACAAUAAGCUUUCAAUUCACCCAGUAACAGACAAAGAAACUGCUAGGCCAAAUAUCACCAAUAGCAUUUGUAUACAAAACAGCAUUAUACCAAAAAAACAGGCAUUCAUUUCAUCAUCAAAAAAUAAUAACGAGAUCAUUAAAACAAACCAUUAUAAAAUUUCAACCCCAACUACAGCAACAACCAAACAAAUUGCCGACAAAAAUAAGAAUAAAAAGCCAAAUCAAUUAAAACAUGAAUUGAAUAAUAGCCAGUACAAAAAUAACCAAGACAAAGCUCAGGUAAAGAUUAACAAAAAUACCGAACAACCCAAAAAUGGCAAUGAAAUAAAACAGCUGAAAAAGAAAGUUACAGUUCAGCACAUUGAUAAACAAUAUACAACAAAAUGUGUUGAACGAAUGCCACCUAAAUAUAAAGAAACUCAUCAAAGUCAACCGGUAAACAACAAAGAAAACGAUCAACCUAAGCAUGUUAAGGUAAUUAAACAGCUUAAAGCAAUCAAAGAAACAACUAAGCCAAGGGAUUAUAAAGACCCCAGCCCGUCCAGAAACACAAACGAAAAUAUAACUCGUAAAACAAAUGAAGCUAUUAUUGCUCAUAUUAAAACUAUUAAAGAUAUGUAUAAAUUAAAGAAUAAAAAAGAGCCUACUUUUUCUACUAAACUUAAAACGAAAAAAGAACAUAUUUCAGAUAUAUCUAAAAAAGUCAGUAAAUUAGAAAAACAUACUAAAUCGAAAGACAGUCGAAGCCAAGAAAUCCAGUCAAAAAAACCUAAGGACAAGCCAGUCAUAAACAAAGAAACGCAUUUGCCGCGAACUGUUUUAACAAAGGAAGAUAUUAAUGAAAAACUAAAAAAGAAACGUGCCACAGAAAAAAAAACGGGUCAAGGUGAAUAUUCGGGAAGUAAGACUAAAAAAAUUAAAUUGUCUUCGCCUGAUACUAACACAGCCAAAAUGACAACGUGUAAAUCUGUCCAUGAUGAAAGAUUAAGUAAAAGUAUCUCCCCUAUCAAAAGCGUCGUUUCCCGAAUAAAAACAGACCCUCAAUCUCAUAAUUCUGAAAAGUAUUACCAUAAAGAGUCAGGCUAUUAUCACUCGCAUUAUGAAAAAAUAUCGACCAAAAAACCUGAUUAUCACUGUCAAAAUUCAGAAAAACUUGUGCAAAGAGGUUUAGACGUUGAUUUAAGAACAAAACUUAAGUGUAAAUAUCCUAAAAUCCAUUACCGAAAAGAAGACUAUAACUGGAACCAUAUUCACAAGAAAGACAAGUUCACCACAGUGCCAAACGGAGACCGAUUUGUGCCCGAGGAAAAUUUAAUUAUAUCAUUUAAUGCGGAAGACGACAAUGAAGAAAAACCUACAAUGAAAAAGUCACCGGUAAAGAAAUUGGCGCGUAAGCAAUCGUCACCUAAAGAUAAAAAAUGUAAAAAAAUAAAGCUAGAAAUCAAUAUUGUAUUUGGCCACGGGGAUUCAAGUGAUGAAGAAUCAACCAAAGGUGAGGUCGAGACAAUGGAAAAUAUGGACCUUAGUUUCCUUGAUGACUUCAAUGUAGAUGAAAUAGCUGAAAGUCUAAAUGAGUGUAAAGACUGUACCAGAAAAAUGAAUGAGGAAGAAACCGUUGGUGAUAUCAACGCACAACACAUCAUAUCAAACAACAAUACGAUAAUAGAAGCUAUGGCUAGUGAAGAAAGUGUGAUAUUUAAUACAAAUGAAAGUAUGUGUAAAGAUGAGUUUGCCGAAAAUAAAACAGAAUAUCGCCAAGAACCUACAUUGCUGCCAACAGUCGAUAAAAAUUGUGCCUGCUGUGAAGAAACCCAAAACACAAUUAAGUCGGAUAUAAGUACAGGGUUAGAUAAUACAACUACAGAACAAAGCGCCAGUCCUGGAACCAAAACGGAUAUAUUCCAGAAUUACAAUUCUGAAGACAAUAACGUACGGGCUCUAUCUUCGGAAGUACCUACGGUAAAUACGAGUUCUGAGAAUUGUACCAACUCUGAUCACAAUAGGAAUAUACCAAUUGAUAAAGCUCAAGAAUCUACCGCGAUGAAUAUGAGUAAAGCAAAUGUUGAUAUAGAAAUAAACGACAAUAAAAAUUUGAUUACAAUGCUAGAGAAUAAUUCUGAACGAGCUGAGAAAACACAUACAGAUAACGAUUUGCUGUUAGUGAAGAAAAUGGACCAUUCAGACAUCAUAAAACAACAUCUAAGUUCUGAAAUACCUGUGGCAACGUCGAAUUCUGAUAGUAAUAUUUACUCUGAUCACAACGAUCUUAUAGAUGCUCUUCAAGAUAAUAGUAAUGUAGAAAUAAAUGCGAUUAAGUCCUUUAUUGCCUCUAUGAACAAUAAUACCGAUGAAAAUAAUGUAAAACGUUCUGAAGUUGAAAAGUCGUCGGCAGUUACAAAGUAUUCGAAUACGCCUUACAAAACUAAGAUUAAACAAAUGGAGACAGUCAAGACUUCUGACCAUAAUACAACUGAAAUAUUGACGUGCAUUAAACCAGAUCCUGAUGUUAUUUUAAUUGAAGAUUCAGACAGUGAACAUGAAACAGAAGUUAAUAACAAACAGCCGACGAAAGACGAAAAUGCAGAAAACAUACAGCCUAACCAGGUAAUUUCGCCAAAUAAAAAAGAUGAAGUAAGAAUUAUAGAACCUGCUGGAGAAAAUUCUAAAUCAAUAUUAAUAUUAGAUACAAAUGAAGAAGACCUACAGUCUGCUAAGGAAACUUGCCCAGUGAAAUCAGAUGAAGUAAUAACUAUUGAACCUACUGGCGUAAACUCAGAAUCAGUAUUAAUAUUAGACACAGACUACGACAUUGAAGAAAGUAUCGAUACUAGCCAGUUAGAUGAAAGUAAUCAGGACGCUAAUAGUGAAAAUAUAACUAUGGUUGAACAAAGAAAGCCUGGCAAAACAGCACUGAAAGAUACUUGCAUCGAAAUUAAAACCAAUACGAAUACUGAAAUUAAUUCGGAAAGUGAAAAAACUUUAAUUCAAGAUAAGGUAACAAAUAAAACACAACAUGGAACAACAAGCAUACAUAGCAAAGAUAAGAAAGAUAAUUUACAGGAUACAAUUAAAGUAGCCGGUAAUACUGAUACAAAAACAUCUGAUAAGCCUCCAAGUAAAAAACCAACAGCAGCGGACGAUAUUCCCGAAAAUUUUACACCAGAUACAAAAACACAGAAUGUUAGCACAAAACUUGAUACAAAGGCGCACAAUAAAGAAAAAGAAGUUGACAAAGAUAGUGAACACCCGGGAGUCGAAAGAAGCCGCUGUAUAGCCAAUAACAAAUUUAUACAAACACUGGAAUCAGAAAUGUUUUUGUAUUUGGGAGAAAAAUGCAUAGUUACAGACGUAAUACGAUAUGGAAAAUACUCCAAAAUAUAUCGUUGCAAAGAUUCUAGCAAACUGGAUUAUGCUAUAAAAGUAUUGAAAAAACAUUUCGACGGUUACAACGUAGGCCUUCAGAAGCAAAAUAUGAUGAUGGAACUGCAAAACGGCGUUCCAGAGAACAAUCUCAACUGUGUCCGUUUGAUCACCGGAUUUGUGGCAUCUGGGUUAUGGUGUUACUUGAUGGAGUAUUAUCCCAUGAAUCUCCAGCAAGCCAUUGUUGAGAACAAAAGAAGUUUUCACAUUGAUCAUGUGCAGAUUUUGAGCAGACAGUUGGUCUCUGCUGUUACUAUAUUGAGGAACAAUAAUAUCAUACAUUCAGAUAUAAAACCAAGCCACAUCCUCAUCAACUCAUCCCAAACCCGAAUAAAACUCUGCGGCUUCGACCAAGCAACCUACUUCAAAGACAGCAACCUCUUACCCAACACCGGCACUGUCAACUACAGGGCCCCAGAGCUCAUACUAGGCUAUCCCGCCGGCUACGGGAUAGACGUGUGGUCGACAGCGCUAGUUAUGUACGAGAUGGCGACCUAUAGGAAGCUCUUCCCUGGGUUUUAUAAUAAUAAUAUAUUGUACCAGCAGUUGUGUUCGCUCGGUGCUAUUCCUAUGGAGAUGUUGAUGGAGUCCAAGUUUAGGAAUGCGCAUUUCAGGGGCACGGCGUUUACGAAAAUUGUUGGGAGUAAAGAGAAAAUCAUAAUAAAUGAGAUCGAAUUCAACGGGAGACUGAAUGCCACCCUAUACCAAGUAUACACCGCCGAUUGGGGGAAAGAGAGAGACGUGGCGAGCAAGCGAGAGGACAAGAGGAAACUCCGCGCGUUUUUGGACCUCCUUCAUAAUAUGCUAGUUAUGCAUCCGCGGUGCAGGAUCGCUAUUGAAUUCGUGUUCGCUAACCCUUUCAUUUACGAGUCCUUCGAUGACUGUUGAUUCGAUUUUUUUUAUUUGCCUUUUUUGGUGUCCCACUGCUGGGCAAAGGCCUCCCCUCUUUUUCUCCCCUCGAUCCUGUCAUCGGCAUUUUCCCACCAUUUGGGGUAGAAUGCGUCCAAGUCGUCCCGCCAUCUUCUUUUCGGUCUGCCUGAACCACGGCGUGGCGUCUAUUGUGUUGAUUAGUUAAGUGAAGAUUAUAGGAGAAUGUUUACGUUUGAUUUGUUUAAUUUUGUUAUGUGAAGAGUAAAUUUUAAGUUUUCUAUU